This is a messenger RNA of Varroa destructor (honeybee mite), 2223 nucleotides long. RefSeq names its product G protein-coupled receptor moody-like. Gene Ontology annotation, biological process: G protein-coupled receptor signaling pathway. NCBI's taxonomy places the organism in Eukaryota, Metazoa, Arthropoda, Arachnida, Mesostigmata, Varroidae. The record is from RefSeq and is a predicted model, not a curated record. Gene Ontology annotation, cellular component: membrane. Gene Ontology annotation, molecular function: G protein-coupled receptor activity.
CUCAGUCUUUCUGACCCCUCGAUUCUGUUCGUUCCGACAGAGCAAAUCCCAACUACUGAAGUACAGCCACUGACACUCUUUUUCGUAAGGCGCUGCACACAUAAGUAUCGAAUUGCCAAAAAUCCGUAUUUAAUGACAUAAAGAUUCCGUUCAUUCGACGACGAUUAACUUAGAAAAUAUAUCUUCAAAUUUUGUUAGACAUUGUCGCGAAUUUAUUGGGAGUGGAGCUGUCUGUGCGGGCGUGUGUGUGGAUUAUGUGGACCGUUAGUAAAAGAUAGCUUAGUUGGAGGCGAAUAUACUAUAGACCAAAGCUUGAGAUCAGAUGGAUCUCUAUCGGGCACGAUCCUCACUGGUUCGUUUUGCGCUUCGUGCGUGCGUUCUACUACUGUUCCUUAUAAUUUACAAGUACUUCAAUGAUCGUUCGUGAGAGGCGACCUCAACCUAAUACAGGUCCACAGAACGCUAAAUCGGAAUAGCAAAUAAGUGUAGUGUAUCCUGGAACUGCCGCCCUACCGCAAGUUGACAAAAAAACAAAACAGCGUAUUACCUUUAAGUGAUAUGAGAGUUUAGGCGAGGUUAUUCGUAACUGAUCACUGUAUCAUGCAGAAAUGCGAGUUAUCAGUGGGACUAUAAGCUGAGCAACGAAAAGCUUUCUCGUUCUGGCAACCCUUUCGCAAUCUCGUAACAAAUUGUUUUCAAAAAAGAGUUAAAACAGGAAAAACUGCUAUGAUCAACUUUGCUUCUUAACAUUAAAUUGUGGCAAUCACGUUUAUGACCUUGAUAUAUGUGUCCUUGUGUGUCUUCAUGUGAAAAAGUCGAUGCACUCCGCAUCGUAGAUCGGCUUUUUUUAAGUUUAAGAGUACUCUAUAAUUAGGUGGAUUCAAGUUCGCAUCAUGCAGGCAAACUGACACCGGGGUGAGGACGGCCAUUGAAUUGCCUCACGCGAGUCACCGGAUACACGCACACCGUGCUAGUAAUGCCCGGCUGCUAGUAUACAAGUACUAGGUCUGAAAACGAGCGUGUACGCCACCUUUGCCUGCUCCUAUCGAGACAGCCAGAUAUCAUGGAGGCUGACGCGACAACGAGUGAGCUUCCCUUGACAAGCACAAUACAACAAACCGUUAAUUUCUUUAGGCAUACGGUUACAGCUCCCGUGCAGACGGAAAACACAAUCUCAUUAGCCACCGCAAUCGAGGAGGUAACUGGCCCACCUCUGCUGGCAACGAUUCGAGACGGCCCGGAUUGGGAUAGCCACCGCACGACGCUCACCUUGACAGCUUGCGUUGCCCUUCUAAUUGCCGUGUGCGGUUUCGCUGGCAACGUGUUAACCAUAAUUGCCCUCACUUCCAACAAAGGGCCGCCCGCCAAGCUGCGGAAAAAUGCAUCGAACUUAUUUAUCGUGUCAUUGUCGCUUGCUGAUCUCAUGUUCUCUGCGGUGAACAUGCCCUUCGCUGCAUCACGCUUCUUUCAUCGUGAAUGGAUACAUGGCGAUUUCCUUUGUCGGCUGUUUCCAUUUUUCCGGUAUAUGAAUGUCGGCCUGUCUCUUCUGUCCAUCACAGCCAUUACCAUUAAUCGAUAUAUUUUAAUUGGACAUCGGCGAUUGUACGAUCGAAUAUACCGCCAACAAGCCAUCUACCUCAUGAUUGGUUUUACAUGGAUCUUCCCAAUUGUAGUUCUUGUCCCCACUUGGUUCGGCCGAUGGGGCACGUUUGGCUACGACCCCACCAUACUUAAUUGCUCGAUUCUUGAGGUGAAUGGUAGAUCGCCAAAGUACUUUCUGUUCGUAUCUGCUUUUCUCGUGCCAUGUUUCACAAUCAUCGUCUGCUACGCCCGAAUCUUCUUCAUCGUGCACCGAAGUAAAGUGAAAAUGACCUCGCAUGCACGAACCACGGAGCAAAGUCGUGAACGCGAAGCACGCCGCAGAGCCGAAGAAUGGAAGGUUACAAAAAUGGUUCUCAUUAUUUUUUGCUCGUUUCUUGUCUGCUAUCUACCAAUCACCGUGGCAAAGGGAGCGACAAUUAUGAGAAUGUCUGCUUCAACUCAAUGUCCUUCCAUGAAAAACCUCGAAGUACUGGAUAUUCAAGAGACUCCAUUGGAAGCUCUGUCUACUAAAAGUAUACAACAAUCAAUAGAAGAGUUACCUAGUGUCAAUACACUGGGUGGCACUGCUCAAGACGAGCAAGUUCCGCCUUUAUCCUAAGAUAAUGUAAUCUAAAAAGUUAU